This is a messenger RNA of Fomitopsis serialis, 1179 nucleotides long. RefSeq lists its product as uncharacterized. The record is from RefSeq and is a predicted model, not a curated record. Bases 243 to 965 code for a protein of 240 amino acids. The transcript is spliced from 2 exons. NCBI's taxonomy places the organism in Eukaryota, Fungi, Basidiomycota, Agaricomycetes, Polyporales, Fomitopsidaceae.
CUCGAACUCGGACUCGGAGCUCCUUGCGUUCCCUGAUUGCGUCCUCCAGCAAACUACUCGCAGCAGCAUUCACCGUCUAUUCCCAGGUUCUGGAUCAACAUGUCAGGAAUUCCCAACUCGUAUGUCAUUUUAUUACCGUGUGGUGGGACGUCUAAGUCGGAUACAGAUUAAGAGAGCUCAAUGAGGAUGUUCUGUGCCACAUCCUCCAAGGGCUUCCAACGCGAGACUUGAAGACAGUGUCGAUGGCGUGCCGCUGGCUCCGAGAGGCAUGCAUUUCCUUACUACUCAGUCAUUGCUCCCUCCUUGUCUAUGAGCCGGGGUAUCUCGAACAUCCCGAAAUAUUCCUGCCCGCGCCGCUCAGGCCUUACGUCCGUUCGCUGACCCUUCGUGACGAGUGCAUUGACCAACAAUGUGCUGAUCUUGAUGAUGACAUGGACACGAACUUGCCUCUGUACUACACCGAUGACCCCAGGCUUUGUGGUGCUUUUCCCGGCGCCUUUCUCGCUGAACGACUACGAGAGGCCCCUCACCUGACCUCAUUGACUAUGCACAAGCAAUACAUCACAACGCACGGUCUACCAUGGGAUACUCUACGCGUGGCUCUGUCGGUGCCGCAUCUGCGGGAGUUCAAGUUUAGAAACUUCUAUUUCUGCCCUGUCCUACGUGCCGGGGAGGAACUCGACGUCGACUCUCUAGCUCCACUCACAUCAUUCCAUUACCGGAUGCAUCACCCACGACGACCGUGGUCUUUCCCGCCCGACAUGGCAGCACUGGCCUAUGUGCUAGGCAAACUGUGCGAGACUCUAGAGACAUUAGUCCUCUCCAGCGAGCCAGCGCCGUUGUCCACCCUUGCCGAAUGCCUCGUCUGCGAAAGCUCGUCUUCUACGGAACUCCCUGGAUGGUACUGCCCAGACCUUUCGUGUCAGUUUGCUCUGGAAUGCAGGGCCUACGGCGUCUCUCGCUGAAACUUAGCCCUCCGCCACACACCAUGCCCCAGGUACUUUGGCCACCCGGCUACACCUGCGCAUUCCCGUGGCCAGAGCUUGAGCGGCUAGUCAUCUCGUAUCCUGAUCCCAAGGACCAGAUAUACGACCAUCUUCCGUCAUCUCUUCGUGCGCUAUCGUUGCGAUGCUGGCGGCAUGUCUAUGACGAGCAGAGCUACCACAACUACGCUCUCAC